AUGGAUGCUGUUAUCCCUCAUUCCAUUGCCUCCCUUGCUGCCCUCGCUGUGGCUGCCAGCUAUCUGAACGCCAGUCCGGGAACAGCGAUGAAGACGAGGCCAUUUGAGGUCGACCAAUUCGCAGGGCUGCUGCAUGCUCGCGGCAUCAGGAUCGGUGAUGUGGUAGGGGUGUUCAUGACGAACUCUCCUGAAAUGGUCGUAGCUAUUCUCGCCCUCGCGAAGUUAGGUGUGGUGGUGGACCUAAUCAAUACAAAUCAUAGAGACGACACAUUUGUUUGCGCGCUGGACUUAUCCCACCCAAGAUUCAUACUGUCUACUCCUGAUCUGUCUCAGCAUGCCAAAGUUGAUCUCCCGCACAUAUGCCUUGCUUUAUCAUCUUUUGCUGUAUCCGCAGAAACGCCGAUUCCACCUAAAGUCGAAUUGAUUGGUUUAAAUGACCUCCAGAAUGCUAGCCAUGUUAAUCUCGUGCCGGCCAAACGUAGCCUCACGGAUAUGGCUGUUCUCAUAUGCACAUCUGGAACAACGGGAGAACCGAAAGCUUGUGUAAUUCGAAAUGACAUAUUGUGGGCUACUUCUACCCCUUUCACCGGAGAUAUGAGGGACCCUUCGAAAUACCACCCAUUGCGGACAUAUUCCUCACUUCCCCUGUUCCACAGCACCGCCUUCUUAGCGGGCCUAUGUUACACCCUGGGGUCCUCAGGGACUUUCUGCUUAGCUCGAAAGUUCUCUGCGACGACUUUCUGGGAAGAUGUCAAAGAGUGCAGAGCAAACCGCAUUCUUUAUGUGGGCGAGCUCUGCCGUUUCCUCCUCGCUGCCCCUCCCUCUCCGUACGAUCGAUCUCACUCCGUCACACAUGCCUUCGGCAACGGCCUCCGCGAGGACGUUUGGGAUAAAUUCAAGGAACGCUUCGGGGUCCGGGAGAUACGCGAAGCUUAUCGUGCAACCGAAGCUGUAGCUAAAUUUGAAAAUGAUGGUCGUUCAGCAGCUGGCAAAGGCAAAGUAGGUUUUGCAGGGCCUCUCAAGCGAUACUUCGAGGAUGUGACUUUUGUUGUCAAAUAUGAUCCGGAGAUGCAGAUGCCUGUUCGGGAUCCGAAUACGGGGUUUUGUAUCAAGGCAGACCCGGGUGAAGAAGGAGAGGUGAUUGGACGCGUCUCGGAUUUGAGCCUACUAACGACCUAUCUGAAUGAUGAUGCGGCGACUGAAGAGAAACUGUUGAGAGAUGUGUUCCGAAAAGGAGACUUGUUUCAGCGGAUGGGUGAUCUGGUAAUGCGUGAGGAAUCUGGGUGGGUGAAAUUUCAAGAGAGAAUUGAUGAUAGGUUUCGGUGGCAAGGCCAGAAUGUGAGUACUGGGGAGGUACGGAGCCAAAUCUGCAUGAUGCCUAAUGUGAUGGACGCUGCAGUGUUUGGAGUAAAGCUUGAUAGUUAUGAGGGCAAAGUUGGAGGAGCUGUCAUUGCCUUAUACUUACGCACUGAAGCGUCAGAAACUGAGUUUAUCAACUCCCUCCGCUCUGCUCUUGUCAAAAGCGGGCUCCCAUACUACGCCCUGCCGCGUCUUGUACGAAUGGCCAAUAGCAUCGUAACGGGUGUCACUUUCAAACAGAUCAAAUCAGUUAUGGAGAAGUUAAGCUGGAAUCCCAACACUGUUCCUACACCUGAAAAAAGAUCAGGUGAUGAAGAGGAAGAUCUAAGAAGGGAACUCGUGCAUGAUACGCUGUACUGGCUUAAUCCUGCGAGAGGGUAUCAGAGGCUAGAUGCACUGGCUUGGAGUGAUAUACAGUGGGGCACGGCGAAAUUGUGA
This is a messenger RNA of Histoplasma mississippiense, 1797 nucleotides long. RefSeq lists its product as hypothetical. The transcript is spliced from 7 exons. The coding region runs from base 1 to 1797 and encodes 598 amino acids. The record is from RefSeq and is a predicted model, not a curated record. NCBI's taxonomy places the organism in Eukaryota, Fungi, Ascomycota, Eurotiomycetes, Onygenales, Ajellomycetaceae. Gene Ontology annotation, molecular function: long-chain fatty acid transmembrane transporter activity; long-chain fatty acid-CoA ligase activity.